Molecule: messenger RNA, 3783 nt
Organism: Lutzomyia longipalpis
Lineage: Eukaryota; Metazoa; Arthropoda; Insecta; Diptera; Psychodidae
Gene: pea
Product: ATP-dependent RNA helicase DHX8
Exons: 3
Coding region: 136-3747 (1203 amino acids)
Biological process (GO): spliceosomal complex disassembly; mRNA splicing, via spliceosome
Cellular component (GO): catalytic step 2 spliceosome; intracellular anatomical structure
Molecular function (GO): ATP binding; RNA binding; RNA helicase activity
Source: RefSeq, a predicted model, not a curated record
CGAAAGGUAUUUUUUUACACGACGUGUUUUGUUGUCGAAAAUGAAAAAUGACAUCCGGACUAGAAAAGAAGAAGAAGAACAAAAACAAUUGGUUAGCUUUACGUUUAAAAGGACGUUUGAUAGUAUUGUGGAGCGAUGAAUGAGCUAACUAAGUUGGAGCACCUAUCGCUGGUGUCGAAAAUCUGCACUGAACUCGACAAUCAUUUGGGGCUCAAUGAUAAGGACCUUGCAGAAUUUAUCAUUGACCUCGCAGAAAAGAAUCCCUCUUUUCCCAAAUUCAAAGCAGUUCUCCUGGAAAAUGGUGCAGAAUUCUCCGAUUCAUUCAUAACAAACCUCCUGCGAAUUAUUCAGCUCAUGAAACCCGUCUCGGGCUCUUCAAAGGCAUCGGAUUUUGAAGUUGACGACAAGAAGGGGAACCUUUCCACCAAAUUCCCUGGCUUGGCAAUCCCCAAUAAGGAUCAGAAGGAAAUGAUGAAGAUGGAUGCGAAGGAGGAAGUUGAUGAGAAGAAAGUGAAGACAAAGCACAUGAAGGAAGUUGAUGAUGUUUUCUCCGCCUUCGAAGCUGCAGCUCCGUCGUUGAGUUUGAAGAAAGAUGAGGAUAGGAAGCGCAGGAGGAGUCGAUCAAAGUCCCGAGAAAAGCGGAAGGAUGAAAGGAGAAGAGAUGAAAGAAGUCGAGGAGAGCAUUCCCGAUCACGUCAUCGAGAUCGAAGAAGCAGAAGUCGAUCGAAUGAUAGGCACAGACGAAGAAGUCGUUCACGUGAGCGUAGAAGUCGUUCUCGUGAGCGUAGAAGUCGUUCUCGUGAACGUCGAAGGCACAGAAGUUACUCACGGGAGAAGCAUCAAUCCCCCCUGCAGGAUGAUCCAGAACCAGGCAAAAUAUAUUCCGGAAAAGUUGCCAAUAUCGUGCAAUUUGGAUGUUUUGUGCAGAUUCUGGGACUGAGGAAGCGUUGGGAAGGUCUCGUGCACAUAUCCCAGUUGCGGGCUGAAGGACGCGUAACUAAUGUAUCGGAUGUCGUGUCCCGCGGAUCAAAUGUGAAGGUUAAAGUCAUUUCAAUUACCGGACAGAAGGUAUCCCUUUCAAUGCGAGAUGUAGAUCAGGAAACGGGAAGGGACCUCAACCCAUCAUCACAUGCUCAUCUCUUGGCUGAAAAUGACCUGCGAAAUCGCAAUCCUGAUCGUCCAAUUGGUGGAACAUCAAUGCUACACCUGCAGGGGAAUCUAGACAAUGACGAACAGGAUGUGGUUAGGAAGAAAGUCACGAGAAUCUCAAGUCCAGAACGCUGGGAGAUAAAGCAGAUGAUCUCUUCGGGUGUGAUAGAUCGCAGUGAACUUCCGGACUUUGAUGAGGAAACGGGACUGCUGCCAAAGGAGGAAAAUGACGAGGCGGAUAUUGAGAUUGAAAUUGUGGAGGAAGAACCACCAUUCCUUGCUGGUCAUGGACGUGCAUUGCAUGAUUUGUCUCCCGUGCGAAUUGUGAAGAAUCCCGAUGGAUCACUCGCGCAAGCAGCUAUGAUGCAAUCUGCUCUGGCUAAGGAACGACGAGAGCAGAAGAUGCUACAACGUGAACAGGAGAUGGAUUCCAUUCCAGCUAGCUUAAAUAAAAAUUGGAUUGAUCCCCUUCCGGAGGAGGACAGUCGUGCCUUAGCUGCUAAUGUUAGGGGCAUCGGAAUGACGGCUCAGGAAGUUCCGGAAUGGAAGAAGCACGUUAUUGGUGGGAAGAAGUCUUCAUUUGGCAAGAAAACUGACAUGACGCUCAUUGAGCAGCGUCAGAGCCUCCCGAUCUUUAAGCUCAGAGAAGAUCUCAUCAAAGCUGUGAAUGAUAAUCAAAUUCUCAUCGUCAUUGGGGAGACUGGAAGUGGGAAGACAACACAAAUUACGCAGUACCUGUGUGAGAGUGGCUUCAGUGCUCGUGGGAAGAUUGGAUGCACACAGCCUAGGCGUGUGGCUGCAAUGUCAGUUGCAAAGCGCGUAGCGGAGGAGUUUGGUUGCCGUAUGGGACAGGAAGUUGGUUACACCAUUCGUUUUGAAGAUUGCACAAGCCCCGAAACGAUCAUCAAGUACAUGACUGAUGGGAUGUUGCUCCGGGAAUGCCUGAUGGAUCUAGAUCUCAAGUCCUAUUCUGUAAUUAUGCUGGACGAGGCUCACGAGCGAACAAUUCAUACGGAUGUCCUGUUUGGGCUACUAAAGCAAGCAGUUCAGAAACGUCCUGAAUUAAAGCUUAUUGUGACAUCAGCUACACUGGAUGCCGUCAAAUUCUCCCAAUAUUUCUUCGAGGCACCAAUCUUCACCAUACCUGGUCGUACCUUUGCCGUGGAGGUGCUCUAUACGAAGGAACCAGAAACAGACUAUCUCGACGCUUCCCUCAUCACAGUGAUGCAAAUCCACCUGAGAGAACCACCAGGAGAUAUUUUGCUUUUCCUCACUGGUCAGGAGGAGAUUGACACCGCGUGUGAGAUUCUCUAUGAAAGGAUGAAGAGCCUUGGACCAGAUGUCCCAGAACUGAUAAUCCUACCAGUUUACUCAGCCCUUCCAUCCGAGAUGCAAACGCGGAUCUUUGAACCUGCACCAGCAGGAAGUAGAAAGGUGGUUAUUGCAACGAAUAUUGCUGAAACAUCCUUGACAAUUGAUGGGAUCUACUAUGUUGUUGAUCCGGGAUUUGUUAAGCAAAAGGUCUACAAUUCCAAGACUGGAAUGGAUUCUCUGGUUGUCAUGCCAAUUUCACAAGCCGCCGCCAAGCAGAGAGCUGGACGAGCGGGUCGAACAGGCCCAGGAAAGUGCUACAGACUCUACACAGAACGUGCGUAUCGGGAUGAAAUGCUUCCAACCCCGGUGCCGGAGAUUCAGCGUACAAAUCUCGCAACAACUGUCCUCCAACUCAAAACAAUGGGCAUCAAUGAUCUUCUUCAUUUUGACUUCAUGGAUGCUCCACCCGUGGAAUCCCUCGUUAUGGCAUUGGAACAGCUUCAUUCCCUUUCUGCCCUCGAUGACGAGGGGCUUCUGACACGCCUGGGACGUCGUAUGGCGGAAUUCCCACUGGAGCCUAAUUUAUCGAAAAUGUUGAUCAUGUCUGUGGCUCUCAAUUGUUCAGACGAAGUUCUCACAAUUGUCUCCAUGCUGAGCGUACAGAAUGUCUUCUACCGGCCCAAGGAUAAACAAUCCCUGGCUGAUCAGAAGAAGGCCAAAUUCAAUCAAGCAGAAGGUGAUCAUCUGACCCUUCUGGCGGUUUACAACAGUUGGAAGAAUAAUAAAUUCUCCAAUGCCUGGUGUUAUGAGAACUUUGUCCAAAUUCGUACACUCAAACGUGCUCAGGAUGUACGGAAACAACUUCUUGGUAUAAUGGACAGGCAUAAAUUGGAUGUUGUUUCUGCUGGUAAGAAUACAGUUCGUAUCCAGAAGGCUAUAUGCUCGGGGUUCUUCAGGAAUGCCGCUAAGAAGGAUCCCCAGGAGGGAUAUAGAACUCUCGUUGACUCCCAAGUUGUCUACAUUCAUCCCUCUUCAGCACUCUUCAAUCGACAACCUGAAUGGGUCGUCUAUCAUGAACUCGUUCAGACUACCAAGGAGUACAUGCGUGAGGUGACAACCAUCGAUCCAAAGUGGCUGGUGGAAUUCGCUCCGUCAUUCUUCCGUUUCUCCGACCCAACGAAGCUUAGCAAAUUCAAGAAGAAUCAACGCCUGGAGCCACUUUACAAUAAGUACGAGGAACCAAAUGCAUGGAGAAUUUCACGAGUACGCCGACGAAGGAAUUAAAUUAAUAUAAUAAAUUUUAUCUGAAUGGCAUAAAAA